Molecule: messenger RNA, 1347 nt
Organism: Folsomia candida
Lineage: Eukaryota; Metazoa; Arthropoda; Collembola; Entomobryomorpha; Isotomidae
Exons: 2
Coding region: 258-800 (180 amino acids)
Source: RefSeq, a predicted model, not a curated record
UUUAUCUUAUACUCAUUCAUCUUGUGCAAUCAGGUUACAUCCUUGAUUCCCUAUCGAAAUUAGGUUAGACAGCUAGCAUUAUCUAGUUUUUAGUCGGUUGAUGAUUGACCCCAUCAAGCCACUGCAAGUUUAUCUCGUCUGGGAAAAAAUCACACAUUUGAUCAUUUAGUUUAAGGGGUUGUUUUUCGUACUAAUUAUAAAGUUUGAUUUAAGAUUACAUCAUUCCUUCAGUGCCGGCAGAAAUAAAUUGGUUCAUCAUGCAGCUUUUAAAACGAAUCGUAUUGGUGGUAACGUUUUCAAUUGUAUCGAAUAAUGUUCAUGGACAAGAAAAUGGACAACAAAUAUCAGACCCGGCAGAAAACGUUAGAUCAAUACGUCAAGUUGCAUCCUCGGAAAAUACCACACAGGCUCCUGCUGCGGAAAAGCCACUACCUGUUACAGCAUCAUUUUCAUUAAAAGAUCUCAUCCUUAUUUUGAUGACGAAACACGGUGAAGCUCGAACUGCUCUUGCCUUCAAUUCCUUGGACAAAAAAUCGUUGGGAGAGAUUAUGAAAAUUCUGCUAGUGGAAGUCGACUCUGCUCUGGCGGAGGAUAUCGUAGCGAUGCAACACCAUGCGCAAAAUUCGGAUAAACCAUUAGUCGCAGUAAUUGCGCGAAUUGUUACCGGCGAUGGAUCAGUUUCUAAAGAUAUUUUCACAUGGGACGAGAAAUUAAGAAAGUUCCCAUGGUGGGCUAGAAUAAGACAGAGGAUGUUUGUAAAUCUGGAUAGAUAUGUUGCCACAUAUAAACUGGAGGUGUGAUUUGCACGAAUUUAAAGAAUAAUUGCGUAUACUUGCAAAAUGAAUGGGAACACGAGACGUGAAAAGAAAGAGCAACAUUAAAUCAUUAUCUUUGUAAUUUACCCAUAUUGUAAAUCAUAUUUUGCACAAUUACAAAAUCUUUGUACCAAUGAAUCUUUGAACUUUUGGGAAUCUAAUAAUUCAGAACCUGCUCUGCUUUAGUAUGGCCUUAUUUGACUAUAGUUCUGUUCCGGGCGUUGUUUCAUAGUGAAUAUUUACAUAGUGAAAUUCUGUAGAUUUAUGAGGGUACCCUAAUUGGAUAUAUAAAAUAUUCACGUUACAGCCUACACAUAAGUGGUAAAAUAUGUACAAUACGCAAUUAAAUGAGUACCUAUAUAUACAUAUCCAUGGGUGUAUAUUAUGUAUGUAUGCACUGCAUAGGUCUGUGAUUAUUGAAUAAUUGUAACAAAUUGAACUAAUUUUAUCGUAAGUUCACCGUUAUUUAUUUACAUUUCAGAGUUAUGUAUGUACCUAAACAAAGUCAAAAUAAACACGAUUUAUUACAAAA